Messenger RNA from Mesorhabditis belari, 2364 nucleotides. The record is from the annotation of a GenBank genome assembly. NCBI's taxonomy places the organism in Eukaryota, Metazoa, Nematoda, Chromadorea, Rhabditida, Rhabditidae.
AUGAUCAAUGGUCUAACUAUUGAAAGGCUCAAAUUUACAAACUGCUCUUCUCCCCUAAACCGAUCAAUUCCGAGUUUAUUCUUGAGAAGUUUCACAGCUAAUCAAUGCCGAUUGUCUACUGUUUUGAAUACGAUCUUUUCAAAUGUUCAAGCAACAAUAGAAGAUGUUGAUUUAUCGGAUAAUAAAAUCGUCACGAUUCCACUUUUUGGAACACUACCAAGGCUAAAAACACUAAAUUUGAAUAAGAAUCUUAUUAAAACGAUUCCCGAGCAAGUUUUCAAUGGAAUGGUUAAUUUGAGGCAUUUGCGUUUAGCAGAGAACCAGAUUUGUGAUCUUGAUGGAAACGUGUUGAAUGAGGUGAAAAAUACUUUGGAGACAUUAGAUCUCUCCGGGAAUUGUCUAAUCGCCGUCCCAGCGCCGAACAUCCGAAAUUCGAUCAGACUAACGACAUUGUAUUUGACUGGAAAUAAGCUAGCAAAGAUUGAGAAAAUGCACUUUAUGAACCUUCCACUCCUUCGAGAAGUUCAAUUAGCUGAAAAUCAAUUAACUUUCAUCGAUGGAAUGGCUUUCAUGAAUGUCCCGAAACUUCAAAUUCUCAAUUUAAAUCAAAAUUUACUAACAAAUUUUGAUAUCAGUCGACUUCAAGCUUUCAAAGAUCUAGAAGUACUCGAUGUUUCGAAAAAUAAACUGCUAAAGGUCCCAUCCGUGAAAGACAUGCUGAAACUGAAAUAUUUGAGAUUAGAUGGGAAUCUGAUUGAAACUGUGGAUACAUUGACUUUCUCGAAUCUCCCAUCAUUACAAUUGCUUAGUCUACAGGAGAAUCGGAUAGAAAUGGUGGCUAGAAAUGCUUUUGAUUCACUGGAUAAGCUCAUGAUUCUAUUGUUGGCGAACAACUCAUUGAAAACGAUAGAAAUGGGAAUGCUUGAUGGAAUGCGUCAUUUGCAACAGAUUAACCUCAGAAAUAACACUUUGAGAGAAAUCGAAGCCACUGCUUUCUCUUCUUUACUUGAAAUCACUUCUAUCGAUUUGUCUAAUAAUCAAAUUGAAAGAAUUUCGAAGGCUUCAUUUGAUGGUUUAUCAAAAUUAUUCUGGCUUGACUUGUCUGAUAAUCGAUUGAAAAGCUUUGAGCAAGGAACUUUUGGGAAAAGAAUAGCAAAUUUGAUUUUAAAUGGUAAUGAUUUGCAAUGUGAUAAAAAUUUGGACUGGUUCUUGGAGUAUUUGGUUAUAAAUCGGGUUCGAACAUUCUUGGCUUUUCAACCGGAAAUCACUUGCUCUGGUCCCGAGGAAAGCCGAGGUAUUCCCUUGAGAGAUUUCUUGAUCAAGAAAGCUAAUGAGACUGUGAUCCCGUCAUCUUCAACUCCAAAUUUUCUACAACAAGCUCUCUUGAAGAGUCUACUCGGAAAUCUCAAGACAAACAAUCCCAUUCCAACUCCAAUUCAAACUCCAAUUCCAAGAUCUAGCUCAUCCGGGACUUUACAAAGCCAGAAUACUCUUUCAUCUAUGGAUCCGAUAACCCUAAUCAGCCGACUAUCAGAAACUGAUCUUGAUCGAUUCAUUCAAGCAAUGCCUAGCUUGCAAGUAUCUCUUCCUGGACUUGGGAAUGUGGAUUUGAGCAAGCUUGAUCCAAGUGUGAUUAAAUACGUGCUCAAGGGUGGGACAAUACCUGGGGUUUCGAAAGAAACCACUGAUGCUGUGAUGAGACAAGCCCUUCAGAAAAUGAUGCAAAAUGUACAGGCAACCCAAUCUCAACCUCAACCUCAACCUCAACAAACAACCGAACGAAGAAAGAACCAGCUACCAAUGCAACGCAUCGGCACAGCUUUUUCACCUAACUUUUUAACUCAAAACUCUCAUCAACAAAAGCUACCACUGCCGAACAGUGAAUGGGCGCAUAGAAGUGGAUUUUUAGCAAAUAAUGGCAAUGAAAAUUUUCAAUUAAUGCAACUACUUCCACCUGGAUAUGAUAUCUCAAAAAUCCCGGCUCAAGUGAUACAGGCAGUAACUAGAGGUGAAGUUCCUGACAUCAAAUUGUUGCCUAGUGAUCUACAAGAAUAUUUGAAAGUAAACUCGGAAAAGCUUUUGGAGACAUUCUCUAAACAAGUGUCAAAUGUUUCUUUGAAUGAUCUUUUGGCAAAGAUGCCUAACUUUGAUAGACCUGAGUUGGAGACAUUUGAGCCGUAUGAUAUCAAUAUGAUUAGUCACGAGUUGCAUAAAGAGGAUGAAGAGAAGCAAAAGGAUCAAAACAUCCGCAUCUACACAGCGAUCUGCCUCGGUCUCGUUGCAGUGAUCACCUGUAUCGUCCUUGGUUUUCUCUAUGUUCACAUGAAACGUCAAUCCACCCGAAAUUCCUCAUUUUCUAGUCAU